UUCCUAUCGAAUAUUAGUUAUUUUUGGCUAAUUUAUUGUUUUUAUUUUUAUAAAAGUUCAAAAAACUCAUUGCCAAAAUGAUAAACCAGAUUUUAGUUAUCACUACGGCGCUGUUUUGGGGUCUUGGUGCAGCAUCAACGUGGGAUUACUUAGAACAUGGACCUAUCAAUUGGGGUCGUGAAUUUAAAGAUUGUGACGGAAAAAAACAAUCGCCUAUCAAUGUGAGGACGGAUUUAGCACAGACAGAUCCAAAUCUUGGAAUGGUUGAUCGUUCAAUGUUCUCAAAACUACCAUCAUUUAUGGACAUCGCGGAUAAUGGGCACACGCUGGUUGUUGGUGACUUCAAAGGAACUUAUGAGAUUAAUGAUCCGAGUUUGCUUCCCUUCACGGCUGUUCUUGAACAAUAUCAUUUCCACUGGGCUGAAAACGCAUUUGCGACGGGUUCUGAGCACCUUCUCGAUGGCAGACGAUUUUUUGGUGAAAUGCAUGCCGUACAUUUCAAUAAGAAAUAUGGAUCGGUCGCUGCAGCGGCUGACAAACCAGAUGGACUUGCCGUUUUUGCUUGGUUUAUUGAUACCAACAAUCUGCACACAAAUCCAGCAUUUGAGAAUUUAUUACAUCAUGCUUUGAAUGGUGCCCGAGAUGCGGAUGAUCAAGUACGCAUUGAGCCAACAUUCUCCCUUGCGUCUCUGCUUCCUGAAAACCUAGAAGUCUACUAUCGUUAUGCCGGUUCUUUGACGACGCCCCCUUGCUACGAAUCAGUGACUUGGACAGUUUUCAAGGAGCCGAUUCAGAUUCACAUAAGACAGGCAGCCAUUCUAACAACCAAGUUUUAUGAAAACAAAAAGGAACAAUUUUGCUCCGCCAUAACUUUCGUCCAGUCCAGAAACUCAACGGGCGAACAAUUACUAAACCUCUUACAUCGCAUAAGUGAAGAGAAAAUUUACUAAUAAGAUAUAACACACAUGUAUAUUCAAUGUUAAAUACUAGAUCAAAGAGUGAGAUUUGAAAGCUGAUUUUUUUAUCCUCUUUAAAAAUAUAUACAGUAUACUC
Messenger RNA from Styela clava, 1053 nucleotides. The record is from RefSeq and is a predicted model, not a curated record. NCBI's taxonomy places the organism in Eukaryota, Metazoa, Chordata, Ascidiacea, Stolidobranchia, Styelidae.